This is a messenger RNA of Oryzias melastigma (Indian medaka), 869 nucleotides long. Its product is annotated as lymphocyte antigen 75-like. The record is from RefSeq and is a predicted model, not a curated record. NCBI's taxonomy places the organism in Eukaryota, Metazoa, Chordata, Actinopteri, Beloniformes, Adrianichthyidae. The coding region runs from base 18 to 869 and encodes 283 amino acids. The transcript is spliced from 3 exons.
UGAUUUUUUAAGGCAAAAUGAAGUUGGCUGUGUUUCUCUUUCUUCUUGUUGAUUUCUUCUGGUUUACUAUGUGUCAGUUGCAUAAAUAUCACUAUAUCGAUCAACAACUGGAUUGGACUCAAGCUCAGCAGUUCUGCAGAAAAAGUUACACUGAUCUGGCUACAGUGAGAAGCAUGGCAGACAUUGACCAACUCAAAAAUGCCUUCAAAAACAGAAAUGGGGCUUGGAUUGGACUGCACAACAGCAACACAUGGCGUUGGUCUCUACCUGAUCUGCAGUUCAAAGAAGAAGACACAAAGUGGGGUGGCGGAGAACCCAAAGAUGGAAAAAACUGUGGGGCAAUAUGGAAAACCCAUGCCAAAUGGGAGGCUAUUUCCUGUGAAAAGUCAACAGAUUUCAUCUGCUACAAUGAUAGAGACUCAUCUAAAAGACUAUACUUCAUUCAACAAAAAAAAAAUUGGUUUGAAGCCCAAGAGUACUGUGAAAAGGAACACACAGGUCUGGUCGGUGGAGCACAGCUAAAGGAGCUGGAGGAGGCUUGCUUUUGGAGCAUCUUAAACACAGACAGUUCUCAGGAGCUGUGUCAAGACGAGAGGCUAUCGGAACUAUUCAUGCCAGAUAACGAAGCCCCCGUUGUGGCUGUGGAUUCCUUAGACCAAGUCUGCACAAGCCAUGACAUUUUUAUCGGCCUGAUCAGAGAUACCUGGGCCUGGUCGGAUGGGAGCAGUUUCUCUUCUAGAUCCUGGCAUCCAGUGUUUCCCAAAACGGCCGGAAACAAAAACUGCAUCAUGAUGAAUAACAAAGGCGAAUGGAUCAACCAUGACUGUAAAAAUAAAGGACCCUUCAUUUGCUACACAGGUAAUGACUAA